This is a messenger RNA of Mangifera indica (mango), 1740 nucleotides long. Its product is annotated as pentatricopeptide repeat-containing protein At1g63130, mitochondrial-like. NCBI's taxonomy places the organism in Eukaryota, Viridiplantae, Streptophyta, Magnoliopsida, Sapindales, Anacardiaceae. The coding region runs from base 1 to 1740 and encodes 579 amino acids. The record is from RefSeq and is a predicted model, not a curated record. Gene Ontology annotation, molecular function: protein binding. The transcript is spliced from 3 exons.
AUGGCACGCGAUUCUGAUGGUUUUGUUGUUCUUGGGAGUAUUUUUAGGAGGGGUUUUUACCCAAACGCUUUGACUUUUAACAAUCUGAUUAAUGGUCUUUGUAUGGCGGGCAAGAUUAAGAAGGCCAUUGAAUUUUUUAGGAAAAUGGUUUCGGUUGGUUGUAGACCGGAUGUGGUUACAGUUGGGACUUUGAUUACUGGGUUGUGUAGAACUGGUAAUGUCACUGUUGCCCUUCAGUUGUUUGAAGAAAUGAAUAACGGGAAUGGUGAAUUUGAUGUCAUUUGUAAGCAUAAUAUUGUUUGCUAUACUGCAAUUAUUGAUGGUCUUUGCAAAUAUGGGUUAGUAGACAAGGCAAAGAAACUGUUUUCAGGAAUGAAGACCAAGGGCAUUAAUCCAAACGUGAUUACUUACACCACUCUAAUUUAUGGUUUGUGUAAUACAUCUAAUUGGGAGGAGGCUAAAACUUUGUUUAUAGAGAUGUUGGAGGAAGGUGUAAAACCUAAUGUGGUGACAUUUAACGUGGUAAUUGAUAAGUUCUGGAUCAAUGGAAAGAUGGACGAAGCCAAUGGGUUGUUCCAACUAAUGAUAAAUAGAGGUGUUUGUCCCGACACAAUAACUUAUAACAUACUUUUGAGUGGUUUUUGCUUGGCAGGUCAGAUUGAUGAUGCUAGAAGGCUAUUUGAUUCCAUGGCAAGUAUGGGUUGUAAGCCUGAUGUUUUUAGCUACAAUAUUUUGAUGGAUGGUUUAUGCUGGACAAAUAAAAUUGAUGAUGCCAAGGAACUUUUAGCCUCAAUGUUGAGUAUGGGAUGCACACCUGAUGUAGUUAGCUACAAUACUCUGAUAAAAUGGUAUUGCAAGAAUCGAAAAAUUGAUGAAGCCUUUAAUCUUUAUGAGGAAAUGACUUCCGAGGGAGUUAGGCCAAAUGUUUUUGCUUAUAAUACCUUGCUCUCUGGGUUUUUUAUGAAUGGUAAUGUCAGACAUGCAAAAAUGCUAUUUGGUAAGAUGCAACUUAGUCAUUUGCCUCCCGACUUAUUUACGUAUAGUAUUCUUAUUGAUGGUUAUUGCAAAAAUGGUUGUGUUUUGGAGGCCGUUGAACUGUUCUAUACUUUAAUAAAUCGAAACAUUCAACCUGACAUCACAACUUUCAAUUGUCUCAUUAAUGGGUUGUGCAAAACAGGGAGACUCAAUAUUGCUUGGGAAAUGUUCAACAGAUUACAUAGUAAUGGCUUUGUUCCUAAUGUUAUUACAUAUAACAUUAUAAUGCAUGGAUUUUGUAAGGAAGGAAAGUUAGAAAUGGCAAGUAAAUGUUUCUCAGAUAUGGAGCAAAAUGGUGUUGUGCCAGAUUUGGUCACUUUCAAUACGCUUAUGUCUGGUUUCUUGCAGAAUAAUGAGACUUUAAAAGUGGUGGAACUUCUUCACAAAAUGAAAGAGAGAAAUGUGAAACCAGAUGCAUCCAUAGGUUCAAUAAUAUUAGAUUUACUGGGAAAGCAUGAAGAUUACCGUGAAGAAAAUACUGACGAAGAUGCUCGUAAGGUUGUAGAUGGUUUAGCACCUAAGGCCACUGAUCAAAAUGAUGCUAUUGAGAAAUGGAAUCUUUAUUUCUUUGGAAAGAUGAAUCCCCUUGAUGAAGUCUCUAGUAAGAAGUUGGUGGUAGCUGAUGCUAAGUUGAACCUCGAUGAUGGUGCUGCCUUCCUGGUAGAAGGGAAUCUCUCUUGUGAUCCAUCACUAGAGGGUCCUUGA